AUUUGAGAAAUGCACGUCGAGAGAGGCAGACGUGGUGACAGCAGCAGCAGCAGCAGCAGCAGCAGCAGCAGCAGCAGCAGCAGCAGCAGCAGCAGCAGCAGAACGCCCUCUAGCCAGUGUGUUAGCAGUGAGAAUACGAAUGGCGGGACAACUCCAUCCACAAAACUGCUUUCCGAACUCGGUCAUGCCGUUCGGACUCACCAACGCAACGGCAACAUUCCAAGCCGAAAGGCACCACAUUCUACGCCCACUCUUGGACGAAUGCGUGGUGGUGUACCUGGCGACACCCUCGUCUACUCGCGCGACAUGCAACAACACGUCAAACACUUACGUUGCGUCUUCGAGAUUCUUCGACGAGAACGCUUCUACGUCAAAGUAUCCAAGAGCGACUUCGCCCUCGAGAAAGUCCAAUUUCUCGGACAUAUCGUAAGCGCUCAAGGAGUUCACGUUGACCCCAAGAAAAUCGAAGCUGUGCGUACGUGGAAGACACCCGAGAAUGUGAAGGAGUUACAUCAGUUCCUUGGCUUCGCUAACUACUACAACAGGUUCGUACCGCAAUACGCGAAGAUCGCCGCGCCACUCAGGAAUCUGCUAAAAAAGAACACACCCUAUAAAUGGGAGCCGAAGCACCAGGAAGCCGUGGAGCAGCUGAAGCAAGCACUCACGUCCGCACCAGUACUCAUCUUGCCAGACCCCGAAUGCGACUACGUCAUCGAAGCUGACGCCAGCGACCAGGCAGUGGGAGCAGUCUUCAUGCAAGACCAGGGGAAUGGACUGCAACCAAUUGCCUAUCUCAGCAAGAAACUACACGGGGCAGAACUCAACUACCCGAUACAUGACAAGGAGGCCCUGGCUAUCAUCAUCACCUUCAAAAUGUGGAGAUGCUAUCUCGAAGGACACAAGACGACAGUCUACACUGACCAUUGCAGCCUAAAAUAUUUGAAGAGGCAACCAAGCCUCUCUAGGCGACAGGUUCGGUGGAUCAACUUCCUCGAGACGCACUUCCACUACGACCUCGUGUACAAGCCUGGCCAUAAAAAAACGACAUCUGCUACACCAUGGCAAGUGGUCAGCCUAGACUUCAUCACCGGGCUACCAACUAGCACAAGCGGUCAUGACGCGAUCCUCGUCGUCAUUGACAAGUUCUUCAAAAUGGGACACUUCAUCCCGACACACACGACAGCACGCACCAAGGAGAUGGCACAACUCUUUGUUCGCUACAUCAUCUCACAACAUGGCAUUCCAACCACACUCAUCUCCGGCCGAGACCCUAAGUUCACCAGUAAAUUUUGGAAAGAACUAAUGUCUUUACUCGGAACAAGACUCGCCAUGUCAUCCGCCUACCAUCCGCAGACAGAUGGACAGACUGAGCGCCUCAACCAGAUUGUGGAGCAACUCCUCCGCGCAGCCUGCAAGGACGAAAUCUCCAAAUGGGAUUUGCAUUUGUCCGUCCUGGAGUUUGCUUACAACAAUACUACUCACGCCGCUACUGGACAAUGACCUGGUCUUCACUCUCACUUUCAC
This is a messenger RNA of Closterium sp. NIES-67, 1524 nucleotides long. The record is from the annotation of a GenBank genome assembly. NCBI's taxonomy places the organism in Eukaryota, Viridiplantae, Streptophyta, Zygnematophyceae, Desmidiales, Closteriaceae.